ACUUAACCUAAGUAAUUCAAAUUUUUUGUUCAACAAAUUAACGUGCUUGACAAAAUUUGUUUAUUUUCUAUCCACCCUACCAUCUUUUCGAAACAACAAGUCACUCAUUCAUGCAAACGAAAUCUCUGCUGACCAGUCGAUUCGCUCAUUCCGGCAAAACCGGUCAACAACAGUCGCUUUCUUGUUGUGUCCCCUUUACCUUCGAUAGGAGCCAUGCAGCAAUCAAAAUGCUAUUGUGGUCCAGGCUACGCCACUCCACUGGAUGCUGUACGCGAUGGGCCCCGGGAGAAGUUGCUAUACGUGGUCACUGUUCAGCCGGAUUUGGACGAACCCCACGGGGAUUAUCUGUCGACGGUCGAUGUUGACCCGGAGAGCUCCACGUAUUGUCAGGUCAUACAUCGAACCUUCACGAAUAGCAAGGGAAAUGAGCUUCAUCAUAGCGGCUGGAAUACUUGCUCGAGCUGCCAUUUCGUGGGAGAUGAAAGCAAAGCACCGAAACGAGAUCGGCUGAUUCUACCGUGUUUGACGUCGGAUCGGAUCUUCGUGGUUGACGUCGCUACAAAUCCACGGGCGCCUACCGUUCACAAAGUUAUCGAACCAGAUGUGCUGAAGAAUGCGAACGUUACUGCUCCUCAUACGUCCCACUGUUUGCCAAACGGAAACAUUAUGAUUUCGAUUAUGGGCGAUGCCGAUGGGAAAGCCAAGGGAGACUUUGUGGAGUUUGAUAAGAACUUCAACUUUGUCGGAACAUGGACCAAGGGAGAUAAAGUGGCCAUGUGUGGAUAUGACUUUUGGUAUCAGCCCUUUUUCAAUGUUAUGGUCGCCUCCGAAUGGGGUGCCCCUCGUCUGUUUCGUCGUGGCUAUCAUCCUUCGGACAUCGAGGACCCUACUCAGUACGGGCGGCGUUUGAAUUUUUACAAAUGGAACGAACGCGAAUUGUUCCAAACAAUCGAUCUCGGCGAAGAAGGAAUGACUCCACUAGAGAUAAGAUUUUUGCAUAAUCCAAAAGAAAACCAAGGUUAUGUGGGCUGCACUCUAUAUUCCAAUGUCUAUCGUUUCUACAAAGACGAAAAUUCGGACAAGUAUCUGACGGAAAAGGUAAUUGAUUGCCCGGCCAAGAAAGUGUCAGUGGAUGGAAAGGAACCGGAAUUUGUCAAUGGUAUGAUGACCGAUAUUCUUAUCUCUCUCGAUGACCGGUUCCUUUACUUCAGCAACUGGAUGCACGGAGACAUUCGCCAGUACGACAUAACCGACCGCCGGAAUCCUAAAUUAACCGGCCAAGUCUGGUUGGGUGGUUCCAUUCUGAGUGAUUCCAAAACAAAAGUCCUGGAAGACAAAGAACUGACCAAACAGCCGGACCCAACAUUGAUUGAGGGCCGACGUCUUCUAGGCGGGCCCCAGAUGUUACAACUGUCACUGGACGGCAAACGCCUGUACGUGUCAUCGAGUCUGUUCUCGCCCUGGGAUAAACAAUUCUACCCGGACAUGGUCAAGGCAGGUGGGACAAUUGCGCUAAUUGAUAUCGACACGGUCAAUGGGGGCAUGAAGAUCAACGAAAGCUUUUUGGUCGAUUUCGGUAACGAGCCGUACGGUCCAUCCCUCCCGCACGAAAUGAGAUAUCCCGGUGGUGAUUGCACGUCCGAUAUCUGGAUCGUGAACGAAUGAGUUCAACUGUUUCGAUAGGAGAGGAAGAGUUCAAACGGAUGCUCGCGAAAGCAAAUAAAAAUCCAUUUCCGGUAAUUGCAAAAUUACAUAGCAAUGCUUCUGCCAAGCGGCAGUUCGAACGAUUUCCCAUUGCUAGGGUGCAGUUGCGUAUCAUUGUACUCGAGGAUUGUAUCUUUUUUUAAAAUGUUUUUUAAAUAAACCUCUUUA
This is a messenger RNA of Uranotaenia lowii, 1872 nucleotides long. RefSeq names its product methanethiol oxidase-like. The transcript is spliced from 4 exons. NCBI's taxonomy places the organism in Eukaryota, Metazoa, Arthropoda, Insecta, Diptera, Culicidae. Gene Ontology annotation, molecular function: selenium binding. The record is from RefSeq and is a predicted model, not a curated record. The coding region runs from base 214 to 1665 and encodes 483 amino acids.